UCGGUAGCAAUUUUGGCGAUGCCAAUAAAACCCCAACAUCGAUCGAAACCAUCUUCAAAACACAGAGUUGUCAAGCAGCAAUGGCGUAUAUCACCGCCAGGCGUAACUUAGCAACGCUCCUAACCCGAGCUCUCUCUUCUUCCUCUUCACGCACUCGCUUCUCUCCUGCUCUCUUCAACAAAAUCCAAACCUCACUUAUCCCGGACUCAGUCAAAACCCUGACCCGAUCCAAAACAACCGGGUCGGGCUACUCUCCAUUAAACGACCCGUCACCAAACUGGACAAAUCGGCCGCCAAAAGAAACGAUUCUUCUCGAUGGCUGUGAUUAUAAUCAUUGGCUUAUUGUUAUGGAGUUUCCAAAUGACCCCAAACCCACAGAAGAAGAAAUGAUUAACGCUUAUGUCAAAACCCUUUCUUCUGUUUUGGGCAGUGAGGAGGAAGCAAAGAAGAGUAUUUAUUCCGUUUCUACGACGACGUAUACUGGGUUUGGUGCUUUGAUAUCUGAAGAGCUUUCUUAUAAAGUUAAAGCGUUGCCUGGAGUGCUUUGGGUUUUGCCAGACUCGUAUCUUGAUGUUCCUAACAAAGAUUAUGGAGGGGAUUUGUACGAGGAUGGGAAGGUCAUCCAUAGGCCCCAAUAUAGGUACAAUGAAAGGCAGCAGCAGACUAGGAACAGGCCUCGACCUCGGUAUGAUAGGCGCCGUGAAACAAUGCAGGUUGAGAGGAGAGAAACAGUGCAAAGACAGAAUUGGAGCCAAGAUCCGAGACCACCUGUAAAGCAACCCGCAUCGGAUAAUGUCCAGAAUUCCACCCAGGGUGGUGGAGGAGAGUUCUCUAUGAAUCAAGGGCAGUUUAACCAGAGCACGUAGGUAUUUGUACGAGUAUUUACGGUGUUCAAGUACCGGCCUCCUUAUGGCGUCUCGGCAUUGUGUUAAAAAAAACAGGUCUGUGGUGCUCAAGUAGCGUGAAUGUGCUGAAAGUUGAAAGAAAAGACUUCAAUGAGUAUAAUUCCAUUACUGGUGUCAAGGAUGCAAAGCCAUCCCUGAACAGUGUUAGUAUUGAUUUUUGGGCGAAUCUAGUGGGUUAUUUUUUGCUAUAUUAUUCAAAUUCAAUGGUAGUGAGGGGCAUGUUUGUUUAUAAUAUAUAUAUAGAAUUCAAACCUCGUGGAAAAAUUGACAGUAUGAAACAAAAUUUUUGUAUAAUGGUAAAAAAGUUCAUUCUAAUUUUAUAUAGUAUUUUUACGAAAA
Messenger RNA from Populus trichocarpa (black cottonwood), 1244 nucleotides. Its product is annotated as multiple organellar RNA editing factor 3, mitochondrial. The record is from RefSeq and is a predicted model, not a curated record. Lineage: Eukaryota; Viridiplantae; Streptophyta; Magnoliopsida; Malpighiales; Salicaceae. Gene Ontology annotation, biological process: mitochondrial mRNA modification; cytidine to uridine editing. Bases 81 to 866 code for a protein of 261 amino acids. Gene Ontology annotation, cellular component: mitochondrion. The transcript has 5 exons.